CCCUCCUCCUGUCCUGCACCCGCAUCAGUCACCAUGAUGGUCCCACCCAAGCUUCAGCUUCCCCUCCUCCUCUCCCUCCUGGCCUCCGUCGCCGUCGUCCACGUCGCCGGCGACGCCGGCCACGACGGCCUCACGCACAUCCACCUCUACGUGCACGAGACGUACACGGGCGCGAACGCGACGGCCGCCGCGGUGCUGCAGUCCCCGCUCGGCGCCAACUCCUCGUUCGGGAGCAUCGGCGUGGUGGACGACGAGAUCCGCGUCGGCCCGGACCGCUCCUCCCAGCUCGUCGGCCGGUACCAGGCCGUCUUCUUCGGCACGAGCCUGCAGCUCGGCGCGGGUUACCUGUCGUCCGUCACGCUCGUGUUCACCGCCGGCGAGCACGCUGGGAGCACGCUGUCCGUGCAGGGCCCCAUACUCGGGUUCACCGGCACCAUCGAGCGCGCCGUCGUCGGCGGCACCGGCAAGUUCAGGCUCGCCCGCGGGUACAUGCUCUUCAAGAUGAUCAGCAAGCCCACGCCGGAGACCGACGUCAACGAGGUCGAUCUCUUCGUGCUCAUGCACCAUGGCAAGUACUAGAUCGAUGGAUAGCGCACACCGUGAGUGGCUAGCGAGAGUGCGCGCGUUGGCACCCUCUCGACGUCGUCUACCUCCAUCGUUUUCGUGAUUUGUUCUUGUCAAAUUAUCCAGAAAAAAAGAGGUCACAUUUUAUCUGUAAUGCUGGUUUCUUCGUCUUCUUUGGUAAAAAAAAAUAAAAUCUCUCGCCUCACGAACUCACGGUUCUCAUUCA
Molecule: messenger RNA, 790 nt
Organism: Setaria italica (foxtail millet)
Lineage: Eukaryota; Viridiplantae; Streptophyta; Magnoliopsida; Poales; Poaceae
Product: dirigent protein 21
Exons: 1
Coding region: 34-579 (181 amino acids)
Source: RefSeq, a predicted model, not a curated record